This is a messenger RNA of Triplophysa dalaica, 4374 nucleotides long. RefSeq names its product family with sequence similarity 222 member Ba (gene fam222ba). Lineage: Eukaryota; Metazoa; Chordata; Actinopteri; Cypriniformes; Nemacheilidae. The record is from RefSeq and is a predicted model, not a curated record. The transcript has 3 exons. Bases 256 to 2049 code for a protein of 597 amino acids.
CGCAACCGGAUCGAGUGAAGGUAGCUCGGCAGCUGUCCGUGUUGAAUUGGCCAAUUUCUAUCGCGGUCCAGAGGAUUUAAACAUGCAUUUCGUUCUUGAGGAUUGGCGCUAAAUGGGUACCAUUUCAACGAAUGUCAUCCGUAAAUAACUGGAUCCCGGGUGUAAGGAGGAGUGUGUGUCCCAUGUUGCUCUAGGAGCGUAUGUGUGUGUGUGUGUGCGUGCGUGAGUGUGUGCGUGAGGGUGCGUGUGUGUGAGAUGCUGGCCUGUCUGCCAGGGCCAGGUGAUCUCUCCCUUCAGCUCCAUCCCCACUUGCAGAUGAACACUGGACUUCAGAAAUGGGACACUACACAAAGGAUGAGAUCUGCUCAGUAUCCAACCCCUGCGGAAUUGGAUGCUUAUGCUAAAAAAGUUGCCAACAAUCCACUCACCAUCAAGAUCUUCCCCAACAGCGUCAAGGUCCCUCAAAGGAACCACGUUCGCCGUACUGUCAACGGCCUGGACACCGCUGGUCCCCGAUAUAGCCCCUACCCCUCCCCUCAGGCCACUGCAAAGAGCGGCCUCCUUGCCAUUGUCAAAGUGCCCCUGGUCAAGGGUAUCAUCAAGGACUUUGACGGCAGGCGGGCACGUCUACACCCGGAGGUGAUUAUGAAUGCCACAGGCGCCUCAUAUGCAGCGACCUCGGCCAGCACUUUAAAUUUGCACCACCCGUCGCAGGGUCCUCCCAGAGCAUCCCAGAAUCCCCAGGGGCUUCCUCCACACCCUCAGAAUCUCCAGACUUUGCAGCAGCAGCAGCAAUCUGGACAUCCACACCAUGGACUCAGACACCCACCUGCCGCCUCCAUGCCGCAGCAACCCCAGGGUCUUCCGAGGCCCCAGACUCUUUCCUACGCCGCUUCUUUAGGCCAUUCAGGCCCCCACCCUCCUUCAGCCAUUCUCCUUCCUCAGCAGCACCACCAAAACCCACCUCCAAGCCUGCAGGUAGGUGCUAGGAAGCUGCCAGUUGCAGAUGCCCCUCCUAAUGUGACUGUUUCUACCUCAACCAUUCCGUUGUCCAUGGCCGGAGGCAUCCACCAUGGUUGCCAGGCUGAUUUGAACAGCAUAGUGCACCAGAUAAACCAGUUCUGCCAGGCUAGAGCUCAGGGCCCUGGUGGUACGUCAAUGUGUGAAGGGCAGAUCGCGAACCCCAGUCCAAUUAGUCGAAAUCUACUCCUCAACGCCAGGACGCGAGUCUCGGUGCAUGGGGGUAACCCUAGUGCACCUCAUACCGGUCUCAUGCAUCCAUCCUGUGCUCUCGGACCUCCUGAUAAAGCGACUGCGUCUGCACCAGUGAGUGCGAUGCCACCACAUAACAUGGGAGCAAUGAACCGCAUGUAUCACAACGAAAUGAAACAACAGCAUCAACAACAUCUACAGUAUCACCAACAUCAGCCACAGUGUAAUCCACAGAUGAGGUCAUGGAAUCAGCAUCAGCUAGCUCACCUCCAGCACAUCCCUGAGGGGGGCGGACACCCCUGCAAACACCCACCUCAUGACACUGGCCUCCCCUGUAAGGGCAUUAACUAUCCCCCAGAGAUGAGCAUGGGGCAGCCUUAUGCCAUGAAGCCCUCCUCUCCUUCCCCCCCACUUGCCAACAAUAACAAUGCAAUGCCCCCAGGCGCGGUGACCCACUACACCAACGGCCAUUACUACCACCAGCCGUCGGUGUGGGGUAGCAUUCUUCCCACGCCCAACAGCGACAGUUCCAACUCACAGGACCUCCCCGUGCCCUUCCAUGGUCAUGCAGGCACUGGCACGGGCAAUACCAACCCCACCCCAGGGAUGGACUGCGCCCCCACAGGAGGAGCGGCCCAUUACCGAUUAGUAGGGGGUGCCUUAAUAGGGCAGACGAAUCUGAUGCAACCAGCAGAUUGCAUGGGAGGGGAUUUCCAGACGCCCUGCUUCCGAGAUCAGAAUCUCAUCCUGAUGGGGAAGAUGCACAGGCCACCCCCUAUGGGUCGGGUAGUGGUCCCCCCCUCCGAGUUGCAAGGCCAGCACCCAGGGUACAGAUAAGCUUCAGCCCACAAGCCUCAGACACAGUUUCUCUCCUCAGUGAAGUCAGCCAACACACACUCGUGUCAUCUUCUGCUAGUCUUAACAAUAGAACUGAACAAAUGAAAUGAGCUCUUAUCGAUGAAAUGAAAACUCAAGGAUGAUCUUUAAUUCAACAAACGAAACCAAUACAAACCUACGAAUACAAAAGAGCAGUGUUUCUGAGGUUUUCUGUGUUAUUAAUCUUGCAAGUGAUCAAUUUUUGUUUUGUUUAUUUUAAGAGUGCUUUUACUGAAGGGAAUUGUUUUAUCAUUUAUUAUCAUUUUCUACUUCUGUCUCAGCAAAUCCUAGAACCUGGAUCUGAGGUGUUAUUUAUGAACAUAUUUCUGUUUCAUUCAACCUAAUACGCUCUUUGUUUAAGUCCUGACCUAUAACGUCCAGAUGGCAAAUAAGCACAUAUUAUGUCUUCAUUAUAACCUUUAAUAUUUUGGGACUGUAGCUUAAAGCUCCUAGCAUGUGUUCCUGUACAUAAGGAACCUAUUUGUCACACUGUAUGCAUUGGAAAUGUAUAUAUUAGUGUCUCAUAUAUAUUUGGUCUCUACAUGUGACCGGUUGUUGGCUUGUAAAGGGUUCAAACAGCUUGGUUUUUCAGACAAAAACAUUGAAACUUUCAAGACACGAGAGUAACAGUAAUAUAUACAUCCUUCUUACGCAAUGGUCAUUCUCAGUAACCAAUGCGUGUGAAGUUUUGUUUAAUGAUUGUGAAAGAUUAUUUUCUCUGUUGGACAGAGGAGAAAAGCUACUAAUGUUUAAGCUGUGCCAUUUUUAACCUUAUCAUUAUACUCUUCUCAACACAUGAGAAACUAUUACUUGAAUUUCAUAGGUGAAUGACAUCGUUUCAGGUGGGCCACAUGUGGUAUAGUUGUACGUGGGUUUGCAGGACUAAACAUACUACUGAAGAAAGUGUCUGUAGGCUUGUUACUAAUAUUAUGUAGAAACUAACUAUGAACCAAAUCGAGGAUGUAUGAUCCUGUUAAAUUCAUCCUUUAGAAUAACAAAGUAGAAGUUGCUACUGAUUCUUUUGUGAAGUGUGCUUGAAUUGACCAAAUUGAUCACUUGCAAGAUCAUUUGUGAUUAUAUUGAGGACUUCUUUAAGGAAAAGUUAAAAAGGUGAAACAGCAGAUGAAUUGCAUAUUUUAUUGUACACUGGCUAAUCUACUGUACUGCUGUAACUUUAAAGAAGUGUAAUAUUUGUGUAUGAAUGCGGCUGCGUGUGCAUGUGAGGGCAGGUGCGUGUGUUAAGGUGGAUGAGGUGUGUGUGCCGGUGACUCACGGUGUCUGUUUGCCUCUCCUGAACAGCUCUCAUGAAGCCUUAAGUAUUCGGUCCUUGGACUUUCAUUUGAAAACAAGCAUGAUUCUAAUAAAGGUAUAAUGAUUCUGAUUUUGAAGAAUAGACUAUAAAGGAACAGCAUUUUUCCUUGUUUAUUUUUAUUAACUCAAGCUUUUGUUGAAUAGAAAAGCAAUUCUUUAGAAUUACUUUAUAAAUGUAAACAAAGAAAUAAAGAAUAUUUUAUUGUUAUGUUUUAUAGCUGUGUGUAGUACUGGGCUGUAACAAAAUCUUUUUAUUCCAAGUUUCAAAGCUUCAGUUUUGCAAUUUGUGCUAUUUAUAAUUCUGAAUUAGAUUUUUUCUCAUUAUUUAAAUCUUUUUUUGGCAAUUUCUGUGAAAUGGAGGAAGCUUUUAGAAGUCUUUCUCAUAUCUGUCACUCUGUGGCUGUCGAUUGAAUGUGUGGCAAGAAUAUGAUGAGUGUGAGAGUUGUGCUACUCAUUUUUUGUAAUAUUGUAAUAAAAUAAAGUUCUAAUUUAUGCUUUCAAAUGGGACUCUGUUGUAUACUGAUUGCUGUGAACAGCUGGAAUUUUUACUCAUUGACCGGUCAUAAACAUUCCUCUGUGUUUUAAAUACCUUCGUUCAGCAUUUUAGUACCUUUAGACAACAUUUGUGAAUGGACAUUUUUGUCAGUGAUCUGUUGUAAUAAACAGAUCCGUGCUUACUCUACUCAUCAUAUAUGAACAUCUUAUUGGUACCUAGCUGAGGAAAAGGCAGACAUUUAGAAAAACAAUAAUUGGAAAUGAAUUUGCUGAUGUUGUCUAAAGCACCUUGCAGUCAAGUGGAAUAUCAUGAUGAUAAGUAUAUACAGCCAAAGAAAAAAUAAGAGACCAUUCCAAAUUUUCAUUUAAUCAGCAUUUCUAGGUGUAUUGUGGUCACUCCAGUCCAGUGUCUGUUAAAUUUCAACAAAAUCAAACCUCAGGAGUGACAAAGUCAUCCAACAGCAAUGUGAAAGACUGACA